Molecule: messenger RNA, 3716 nt
Organism: Colletotrichum destructivum
Lineage: Eukaryota; Fungi; Ascomycota; Sordariomycetes; Glomerellales; Glomerellaceae
Product: Putative TauD/TfdA-like domain, taurine dioxygenase TauD-like superfamily
Exons: 6
Coding region: 205-1359 (384 amino acids)
Cellular component (GO): cytoplasm
Molecular function (GO): 2-oxoglutarate-dependent dioxygenase activity
Source: RefSeq, a predicted model, not a curated record
AGUGGCUGUCCCCCCCCCCCCGGUUUCGCUUCGAAAGCAACAGAGAAAGAAAAGAAGAAGAAAAGGAGACGACGCUCCUCUGAGUUACUGUACGUACUUGGACUUGGAGACAGACACAUUACGGCUUUCGGACUUAAAACCUCUCAUAUAUAUACGCAUAUAUAUCUCGGGAUCUUUUUUUGUUUAUCAGAUCCUUCCUAAAUCAUGAGCGACGAAACCCUCAAGCGCCCUUCAUCUCCCAGCUCUGAUAACCUACAUACUCUCAAAUUACAAAAGACCAACAGCAACAACACCACCAUGCCUUCUGCAGUCUCAAACGGCGCGGCCGCCGCCAACAUCGUCGGCGGAAACCCCGUCGCCCGCCCCCGGUUGAGCAAGCCGCUCGUCUACUCUGGCUCGUUAGACAGCUUCAAGAGCGCGGACGUCACCCCUGUCAUUGGUCGGGAGUACGAGGGCCUCCAGGUUGUUGACCUUCUCAAGGCUGAUGACCAGGUCAUCAGAGACUUGGCUGUCACGAUUUCUCAGCGCGGUGUUGUCUUUUUGCGAGACCAGCAUGUCACGCCAAACCAGAUGAAGGAUUUUUGCCUCCGCCUCACAGAGCUCGCCGGAUGUCCCGAAUCAUCAGGCCUUCAUAUCCACCCCCUGACCGAGGAAGGCAGCGAGCUCGGUGAUCAGAUUAGCGUCAUCAGCAGCGAGAAGCAGAAGAAAGGAGGCGGUCUCACCCACCAACUGAGCGACGUGAGCCGCUUCGCCAGCGCCGGCUGGCACACUGACAUCUCCUUCGAGCAAGUCCCCUCGGACUACGCAAUGCUCAAGAUCCACACCUUGCCCCCGACCGGUGGUGACACUUUGUGGGCUUCUGGGUAUGAGAUCUACGACAGACUCUCCCCUGCCAUGCAGAAGUUCUUCGAGGGGCUGACGGCCACCCACGACGCCACAUUCUUCCACGAAGAGGCCCGAAGGCUAGGCAACCCCCUCCGAGAAGGUCUCCGAGGCUCGCCGCUGAACAAGGGCUCCGAGCUCAAGGCCGUCCAUCCCGUCAUCCGCACCAACCCCGUGACUGGCUGGAAGUCCGUCUACGUGAACAAAGGCUUCACGAAGCGCAUCAACGGCGUCACAAAGGACGAGUCCGACGUCCUCCUCAACUAUCUCUUCAACCUCGUCACCCAGAACCACGACGCCCAGGUCCGCUUCAAGUGGCGCCAGAACGACCUCGCCAUCUGGGACAACCGGAGCAUGUGGCACUGCGCGACCUACGACUACGUCGAGGCCAGGGCGGGCGACCGUGUGGCGUCACUUGGCGAGGCGCCCUAUCUUGACUUGAACAGCACGGGCAGAAGGGAGGCUUUGGGGUUAUGAAAAGGAGUGACGGAAGCUUGCUGCGGCGACCGGCGUUUAGUUUUGAGACUUUUAAUGAACCAGCAGGGCAUCUGAUGAAUCGACGUAUUAGCCAUGGCAUUCACGUCUUGCAAAACAGCACAUGCGAUAGGGCACAAGUCAACAGACCAAUAUAAAUGGUUGCUGCUUGUCAUGACAUCUGCCAUGCCGCUUUCUGUUUCAUAAUGCAUAGUGCUAUUUGAUAGCCCAACAAAGGCCACCUGUUGACGGCCGGGUCUUGAACUGCUUAAAAGCUCAUCCGUUACAUGCCGAUCAUCAUAUUUGUUCCUUCAAUGUCAAACCCGUUCAUCGCCGCUGAGAUGGUCAACUGUAUCUCCAGUGUCUUCAUGAAGCAGAUCGCCAAUCCACCUGCUUUCCUCGAGUAUCUUUCUUGCUUCGUCAGCCUCAACCUCCAUGUCCUCGGAGAUCAACUGAACGGCCAGCUCGGGAACCAAGACUGCCUCCACAUAACUGGAGUAUCCACGCGAUGAUAUGAGCCGGUCUUCCACGGCUCGCUCUCUCAGCAUCGACGAGAAUUUGCCAAUAAUGUUUUCGGAAAAUGCACGCAGGCCGCGUGGGCCGUAGUACCCAGGCGUGAGGCUGUCCUCCGCCUUCAGGAGGGUGCGAUUCUUGCCUUCUUUGACCUUGGCGACCAGUAGUGACGCGUAGUGGGACGAACCACCGUUGAUGAUGCACCGAAGAAAGUCGUAAUGAGUUGUUAGUCGAGAGCCAAGACACUCCCAAUUAAUGCUGGGAUAUCCCCGAGCAUCCCAAGCAUCCUCGGCCGACUUCUUUUUGUGUAAUCGACAGAACUGGAUCUGCCUACGAAUAUGCAGCCGCGACCCCCCCGAAAAGCUGUCCAAGAGAGUCUUGGCAACGGUAUCACCGCACAUUGGGCAUCGUGUCUCUCUGUCAACGUCGGAACUUGAUUGGUCCGAGAGGUCCGAGAGGUCAAAGAACGAGUCGUGCUCCUCCUUCCCUUUACACAGGGGCUUGGGGCUCAACUCUGGGUCGCGGAGAAGAUCAGUUGAUUUCCUCUCAGGACUCUGCAGAGGUUCAGGCAGGGAUCCAGAUGGGUGCUUGAAUUCGGCCUUGAUGGGGCGUCGAGGCGAUGCGCCAGGGCUGAGAGAUGAAUGCUUGAGGAAAGACGCCUUUGGAGGGCUACCAGGAGGUGAGGACGGCCAAGAUGGAAGUUUCAUGAGGCCUUUGGGCGAAGCCUUGCCGGGAAAUUGAUCAAAUGGGUCAUCGUCAUAUGCCUUGAAUGACGGUAGUGGCUUUUUGGGGGGUGUUGAACAACGAACUUUCUCCCUUCCGGUUGGCUGCAGUCUUCCCUCGCGAACUCCUGGUCGUCGGUUUCUCAGACACAUUCCUCGGCCGCUGACUGGCGUUUUUGUCCUUCUGAGAGUAGGAUUUCGGUUCACCCCUCAGUUUUCUCACCUCUCUCGCCUCGUCAAGCCUGCUGGUCAGUGCCCUCUUUUUGUUAGAGAUGAGGUGAGACGCAGCAUCGACGGACGAGUUCCUCUUGAUCGGACGAGCCAUGGUCUCUGACUUCUGUGAGUUAACAGUCCGCUUCGGAUCCGAGUUACGCUCCUGUAACGCGCUGUACUGUCUAGCUUGUUCCUGUCCCCUCUUGGAAGUACCAUAGUAAGGGGUCCGUUGAAUGUCUGCCCGGGAUGGUCGUGGACUUUCGUCUGAGUCUGAAUAGUCGGUAGCGGGGUUGGAGUUGCUCUGGGGGCGGUUCUCCGCGUGCUUCGACAGUAGCGAAGGCUUUAUGAGCAUUUGGUCUGGCCUACUGCCUUGGAGAUUCGCCGAUAGGCGCGGCUGGCUGAGCGAGGGAGCCUCGGGCUCACUCAACUCCGAUUCCGUGUCAUCCAUGGGCGGGUCAUCAAUGUUUUUGGGCUCGAAACGAGCCUUGCCGUUGACAGUUUUGAGUAAAGGAGGGGGCAUCGCAUUUCUCGAUAGUCCCGCUCGCCGCCCAGUCUGAUAAUCGCUCCUGCUGGCCAUGUUGCUAGAGUCGAGUUUUGAGGCUCUCCUCUAGUCCGGCUGAUGCGGGCGGUAUUCUAGGCGCAGAGGCAACUUCGUUGAGCGUGACGCCAGCAAUGAUGUGCAAGCUUCUCAAAGGGAGUUUACCAUCAGUCCUGAUCAGCUAGACAGCCAAUCAAGGGCCUUGGUGAGGGGACAGAAUCGGGCCAGAAGUAGUCAACAUGUGCGGUGUGGGGCAAUGCAGCAAACGCCGAUUGACGGCCUGUUAGCUACGAUGCGAGGGUACGAACGCAUCGAGUGUGAAGAGAGGUUGUUGUUUGGCAACCGAGGGCCACAAAAAUCGUUGCCGGUUGAGG